ACAACCGUACGACACUUCCAUCCUACAGGAGGGUUCGUUCCUAUCCUGCCACUUGGGGCCGUGACCCAAGGUCCAGCCCAAGCCCAAGACCCCAAACCUGCGUACUGUUCCCUAACCCCAUCAAUACUUGCCCACCUAUUCGCUCCAUAACUUUUCAUGCCUCCUCCUCUUCCCUUCAAAUCACGACGGCUGAUCUUCUUCACGAUCUCUUCCCUGUUGAUCUGCUCUAGUACAGAGAAGUUUGAUCUGUCUGAUUCACAUGUAAUCUGCACCAAGAUUUUUGAUUAGAGGGGUAAACACCGAGGGCCAGCAAAAACGUUACAAGGUAGGUGAUGGAGUCAAAUUUAACUUUGGAUGAAGUGACAGAGUAGAGCAUGGUAUUUCACGAGGAUGAUGAUGUUUUCAUCGCUGAGGAGAUUAGGGAUUCUUUGGAUUUCCAGCAAGAACCGAUCAUGAUGUUGGAACCUAAGAAGGGGCUCAUGUUUGAUAGUGAGGAUGAUGCUGUCAGGUUCUACAAUGGUUAUGCAAAGAGAAAGGGUUUUGGUGUAGUAAGAAGAACCACUAGGCUGAGUGAAGAUAACAAGCUUAAUUAUUUUACUCUUGCUUGUAGUAGACAUGGAAAGGCUCAAUACUCAUCAAAUAACUCAUUCAAACCAAAUCCAUCCACAAGGAUGCAGUGUCCAGCUAAGAGUAAUUUCUCUCGUCGUGGAGAAAAGUUUUGCAUUACUUCUGUUACCAUUGAUCACAAUCAUCUUAUAAGUCCAAGCAAAGCCAGAUUUCUGAGAUGUCAUAAGAAACUGGACUUGCAUGCCAAAAGAACGCUAGAAUUGAAUGAUCAAGCAGGAAUUCGUGUGAGCAAGAAUUUUGGUUCACUUGUUAUGGAAGCCGGUGGCUAUGAUAAACUUGAGUAUGGUGAAAAGGAGUGCAGGAACUAUUUGCAAGAGACAAGAAGGCUAAAGCUUGGUGCUGGAGAUGCAAAUGUUGUUUAUCAGUACUUUCUUGAUAUGCAGUCAAAAGAUCCAGAUUUUUUUCAUGUUAUGGAUGUGGAUGAGGAUGGACGAGUGAGAAAUGUCUUCUGGGCAGAUGCAAGAAGUAGAGCUACAUAUGAAUCUUUUUGUGAUGUCAUCACAUUUGACACCACAUACUUGACAAACAAAUAUAAGAUGUCGUUUGCUCCUUCUGUUGGCGUAAAUCAUCAUGGUGAAUCAGUUCUGUUAGGUUGUGGUCUUUUGUCGAAUGAAGAUACCGACACUUUUGUCUGGUUAUUCAAAUCUUGGUUAUGUUGUAUGUCAAACAACCCACCAAAUGCUAUAAUUACUGACAAGUGCAAAGCAAUGCAAAAUGCAAUUAAAGAAGUUUUCCCACGGGCUCGUCAUAGAUGGUGUAUAUGGCAUAUCAUGAAGAAGAUUCCUGAAAAGCUUAGUGGGUAUGAGAAGUAUGAGAACAUCAAAUAUACGCUGUCAAAAGUGGUGUAUGAUUCCUUGACCAAACAUGAUUUUGUCGGUCACCUCUGCCAUUCGAUGCAGCAAGCCUGCUCCUUGCCUCCUUUCCUGCAACCAGCCAACCAGCACCCCCUUCCUAUCUCGUUGUGCAUCCCCUCCACCAGUUGGGAGCAUGCCAAAAGUAACGCCCCGCCCAGCCCAGCAUCCAGUCGACAGCACGCCAUGACUUGCGCCUCCGACGAGCUCAACUGCAGAGCAACCUUGCCUCUGUCGCUAGCUCCAUCUAUGAGGCUGCUAUCGCUUGUAUCUCAAUCUUGUUUCUCUCACUGA
Hordeum vulgare subsp. vulgare (domesticated barley) is the source of this 1772-nucleotide messenger RNA. Its product is annotated as protein FAR1-RELATED SEQUENCE 5-like. Lineage: Eukaryota; Viridiplantae; Streptophyta; Magnoliopsida; Poales; Poaceae. The record is from RefSeq and is a predicted model, not a curated record. The transcript is spliced from 2 exons. Bases 375 to 1772 code for a protein of 465 amino acids.